UGGAGUACCUGAGAAUGAACAAAGGCCUUCACCAAUUGCUGUUUGACAUGGCUGAUAAAGGCUGGAAAGCCUUCUACACUGGGAAACACGCCAUACGGCUGGUGAACGACCUUGAGCGAGACUCGGGUUUUAUCACACUUGAAGACUUGAACCACUAUGAGGCGCAUUGGAUGCCAGCGAAAGCCUACAACAUGAAAACAGGGAAGACCAUCCAUGGCGUGCCCGUCCCUGGCGGUGGAGCAUUGCUGGGGCCUGUCUUGGAUUUAAUAGACAUCAGGGAAGCAAAGUUGAGGUUCGAAGGCCGCAAGACUGUCCCGCAUACAACCGCUAAGAACCUGCAUAGCUUCGUGGAGUACCUGAAGUUCACCUAUGCAAGAAAGGCCGAUCUCGGUGACUCGUUAAAAAGCAAAACAUCGGUUCGGCUGCUCGUACCUGGCGUCUUGCGGUAUCUUGAUGAACAACUUCAUGAACGUGUUCACGUUACCACAGGGUAGAAAUGGUCUGCCGCCCUCUCCUCAUAACUACAUUGGUGCGAUGAACCGGCCCGCCACCACCAUGCUACCCGUCAUCAUAACAAGAGGGUAUAAAGGCACACUGUUUGCCGCUCUUGGCGCCACUGGUGGCCUCCAGGGGGUCUCGGCCAU
Dermacentor silvarum is the source of this 644-nucleotide messenger RNA. RefSeq lists its product as uncharacterized. NCBI's taxonomy places the organism in Eukaryota, Metazoa, Arthropoda, Arachnida, Ixodida, Ixodidae. Bases 15 to 494 code for a protein of 159 amino acids. Gene Ontology annotation, biological process: glutathione catabolic process. The transcript is spliced from 5 exons. Gene Ontology annotation, cellular component: plasma membrane. Gene Ontology annotation, molecular function: glutathione gamma-glutamate hydrolase. The record is from RefSeq and is a predicted model, not a curated record.